GUCGAAUACCUGAUAGUACCGACAAGCGAGUCUGUGCGUUACGCGGUUCGCGUAUCUGUCUGCUAGAUCGGUUGCUUCGGCUGCCUGCCUGUUUACUGCGUGCGCGUACACAACCGUGUUAAUUAGCAAAAGGUGCCUUUUAACGUGAAAGUGUCGACAGUGUAGAGAUUACAAGGCGGAAGGAGUAUUAACCAAGAGGGAACAUGCUGGCACGAACAACAUACCGCAUUAUGAGAAGAACGUUCGACGACUUCGAUGGUUUCAAUUAAGCGGCGUAAUCAAGUCAAUCAGAAACUCGUGUAACAGCUUCAAGAAUCCAUCUUCAACGAUGAUGCUGAAGGAGGGACGCGACGGCAGCCACGAACAAAACUGUUGUCCAACAAUAAGAUCAUCGGGGAGCGAGCUCGAGAGACGAAAGAUAAGAGAGGAUCGUCGAAUCGUCCCAAGCGUGUCGACCGAUUAAACCGAUAGUUUCUUUCUCUUUUUUUUUUUCCUUUCUUUCCUUCCCUCCUUUUUCUUUUUUAUCGCGAAUCUACGAUUCCGCCUGUAGCCCGAGGGAAUUUCGCGCGCAAUAACGUAAACUGGCACCAUGGGGAAUGGCAUGAAUAAGGUACUCCCUGGUCUUUACAUCGGGAAUUAUCACGACAGUAAAGAUGCCGACCAGUUGGAACGAUUCGAGAUCACGCAUAUUCUGGCGAUCCACGAUACAGCCCGCCGAUUGCAUCCGGACAAGCAUUAUUUGUGUAUAUUGGCGGCGGAUAGUCCGGAUCAGAAUCUGUCUCAAUAUUUCUCUCUGUGUAAUGAUUUUAUUCACGCCGCACGUCUACGCGGUGGAAACGUCCUAAUACACUGCUUAGCCGGUAUGUCGAGAAGCGUCACAGUAGCAGUGGCCUAUAUUAUGAGUACCACCAAUCUUUCAUGGAAAGAGGCACUUAAAGUUGUCAGAGUAGGUCGUUCCAUUGCCAAUCCAAACGUCGGUUUUCAGCAACAGCUGAAAGAUUUCGAGUCCAGCCGAUUGCACGAGGAACGACGCAGGUUGAAGGAACGAUUCCCAAGCUUGGCUCUCGCAGAAUCCGAUGCAGAAGUGUGCCGUUCUACUUUAAGAAAUUACGAAACCAUGGCAUUGGCACGAGAAGUGUGCGAGGGAAAAUGUGCCAUGGGCCGUCCUUGUCCAACUGGACUAUGUAGGCAACCUUCCAAAAGAAGCCCAAGAAGGAAAGCAUCCACAGGCAGCACCAGUAGCUUGAACACAGGCAGAACGCCGCCACAAACACCGAGAAUGCUACCAUCCGCACCACCUUCACCUGCUAUGCAAAGAUCAACCAGCGUGCUGUCGACUUCCAGGCCAAGAAGUGGUCCUGCUGGUUUGCAUUACUAUACCGGGGGAUCUGCGCCUCCUUCCAGGGCGGUGUCUAGAGUCGACUUAUCAGGCGCAGUGGCUUGCAGCAGUAGCAGCACGAGUCUAGCAUCGGUGGGCAGAUCAGGCAUGUCCAGUAGCAAUUGGCGAUUAACCUCUGGAUCUGCUCCGAACACGCCACGACCAACGCCACCGGUUUCUCCGCAACGUUGGCCUAGACGAGCUUCUAAUCGACAAACACCUCCUUUGGAAACGCCGUCAACGACGACGUAGCACUUGCGGAACUUCGCUUCGUUCUCAACCUUGCCAGAGUAAUCUCGAAGCUGAUUCACUCAGCGGGCAUACGCUGCGUCGUCUACACGUGAUCAUAGCCGAUGCUCGUAUUAUACAAGCGUAUCAGCAACGAGCUCAAUAAUUUCGUUGCGAUUGUGUUGCAUGACAAAGAGAGGAAAGAAACAAAAAGUAUCGAGAAGAAUGAAGUUGCAAAACAAGUCGAGAGAGAGAUAAUUUCAGCGACAAAGGAAGCAAGCUGUAAUUAAGCUACGUAACGAUGCACCUGAUCGUGCAAGUUCUUCUAAAAACGAGUCUUUCAAUGAAAUCGCUUAUUUCCGGCGAAAUUCGCCGCCACGAAGAUGCAGAAAUUGUACAUGCAACUUUGAACAGCAAGCUGAACGAGAAAACGCAUCACCUAUCGAACCAAAUCGCGAAUUCAGCAAAGCAGAGGCUAACGAACAAGUUUUAACUAAUUAAUAUCCGAGGAUAAUUGUCCUGUCGAUUGUGCAAAAAAUCUAGCGAGGAAAGAACAGAACAAACAAACAAAGAGAAACAAAAGCUGUGUCUAAUAUUAAAGUUUCUUAAAACGUCUGCGGGACUCGUUAAGAGGGACUCGUAGAAAAACAAAAAAGAAAACCGCACAAGAUAUUUUCUUUUCGCUCAAAGCGAAACGCGUAAAAUCGAAAUUAUACCACAAGCAUAAUAUGGCCCCGGGAGGUGCAACGCAGCAGCAAUUACAAUUUCGAAACGCGUUUGUUCGCGCGGAAAGAGGGAAUCGCGCGAUUCUCCUGAUUAUUAAAACGUCGACACGAAUGCCAACUGACGCGAUAAUGAUUUCGAACGCGCGUGAUAGCGAUCACCGACAAUCUUGCGUACGAUUCUAGGACUUCUUGUUAAUUAACCUUUUUUUAAGGCGUAUUAUGAAAGUUGUUUACCACGAACGACGAAGCUACCAUGCGAAGAACAACCGAUUCAAUCGAACAUGUCCAAAACGGAUCCUUCGUGCUUCAGAGCUCGUAUAAGAAACCAAAGACAAAAGAGAAAAGAAGGAGAAGAAGAAGAGAAAGAAGAAGAAAAAAAAAACAGAAAAACAAUUUAUUCGUAGAGGUAUCUCGUUUACUUUCUCUCCCCCACCCAAAACACUAUCGUUGUUAUCCAAGAGAAGAAAAAAACCAAAAAAAGAAGAAACCGUAGAAUUCGCUGUUAGAGAGGUACGAGAAGAAAAAUCGUUGCAUCGAAAAGAAAAGAUACGUCGUCUCAUUCUAAUCCGAUCGGUGAAAUUCACGUUCGAAGGUGAAACGUGGUGAAUUUCGACGAUCUUGUUGGACAUCUGUAAUUCAUCUAAGUUCAUUUAGCUGGUUAAAAUAUCAACGACACCGUUAGCGUGCUGCAAUUUUCUUUCCUUACGAUGCAUUUUCAUUUGCAUACACUAUUGUUGUAC
Molecule: messenger RNA, 3071 nt
Organism: Habropoda laboriosa
Lineage: Eukaryota; Metazoa; Arthropoda; Insecta; Hymenoptera; Apidae
Product: dual specificity protein phosphatase 15
Exons: 8
Coding region: 590-1630 (346 amino acids)
Biological process (GO): protein dephosphorylation
Cellular component (GO): cytosol
Molecular function (GO): protein tyrosine/serine/threonine phosphatase activity
Source: RefSeq, a predicted model, not a curated record